Messenger RNA from Paramuricea clavata, 277 nucleotides. Lineage: Eukaryota; Metazoa; Cnidaria; Anthozoa; Malacalcyonacea; Plexauridae. The record is from the annotation of a GenBank genome assembly.
AUGAAGAUACUUAAAUCAUACACUAACGUAAAUGAUGAACUAAAUGAAUUAGAAUCUAUUACUAUUCAUCAACAAAGUCAAUUUAUAAGCAAUGCUAAAAAUAAAUAUGUCACCUUUUGGAAACAUAAGUUAGACAAUUCCUCCAAACUCUCUUUCUACAGCACAUUUAAAUCUGAAUAUAAGUUAGAGGACUACCUUACAACUAUAAGAAACGCAUCUCAAAGGAAAGCAGUAACUAAAUUUCGAAUAAGUUGUCAUAAGUUACAGAUUGAAUACG